Molecule: messenger RNA, 2743 nt
Organism: Larimichthys crocea (large yellow croaker)
Lineage: Eukaryota; Metazoa; Chordata; Actinopteri; Sciaenidae
Gene: maff
Product: v-maf avian musculoaponeurotic fibrosarcoma oncogene homolog F
Exons: 3
Coding region: 47-673 (208 amino acids)
Biological process (GO): regulation of transcription by RNA polymerase II; regulation of epidermal cell differentiation
Cellular component (GO): nucleus
Molecular function (GO): RNA polymerase II cis-regulatory region sequence-specific DNA binding; DNA-binding transcription factor activity, RNA polymerase II-specific
Source: RefSeq, a predicted model, not a curated record
CCUCAUUCUUUUGGCCUGACGUCAUUGUCGCUUGUGUUUUUUAUGAAUGAAGGAAUCCAACCUCAGAGAGCAGCGGAGUAAUUCCGGGAAAAGGCGGACUGACAUUUUGUCGCCAGAGUCGCUUCGACCCAGCAGAGUGUCUGUAUCUGCGUUUAACGGUGUUUGGGGGGGAAAAGAAACCGAAGACAGUCGGAUCAUGACGACAGAAAGAAGCAGCAAAGCCUUGAAGGUCAAGCAGGAAUGUGGCGAGAACGUGCCCAUCCUGUCAGACAGCGAGCUCAUGUCCCUCUCCGUACGAGAGCUGAACCUCCACCUGCGCGGCCUGUCCCGCGAGGAGAUCCAAAAGCUGAAGCAGCGCCGCCGCACCCUGAAGAACCGGGGCUACGCCGCCAGCUGCCGGGUCAAACGAGUGUCCCAGCGCGAAGCUCUUGAGCAACAGAAGAUGGAGCUCCAGAGAGAGGUGGAGAGGCUCGGGGCCGAGAACGCCGGCAUGAGGAAGGAGCUGGAGGGGCUCGGCGCACGCCUGGCCGCACUCCAGAGGUUCGCCAGGGGCCUGGAAGCCGGAGGGGGUCACCUGCUGGCUACAGCCCCGCGCCUCAACACCGCCUCAGUCAUCACCAUCGUGAAGAGUCCACCACAGCCUCAGUCACAGAGAGAACAAGAGCCGUCCUAGAAGGAGCUGCUGGAACUAGACUGGGGGGGGAGGCACGCACAACCUGCAAUGCAAACACACACCUGCAGACAUACAUAUUAUACAAACACACACACACUGAGAACAGGAAGACUAUGUCAGUAAGAAGAUAUUAAACACUUGUUUGUGCUGCGCCUCGUUCACAUUUCCGAAUGCUGCUCACAUUACGUAAGCAGGAGUCAUUCAUUCCUGUGUGAUACAGUGAUGACGGAGUGGUGUGUAACAUCACAACAGACAACAGUUAUGCUUAGUUUUCCAAAGCAGAGACCAAGGAACAGUUUAGAAAAAUGACGUAGGACGGGUGGAGGAGUCCUCCACUUAAUGCCAUUUUUAUGACACGGCAGUUCAGUCGACUGAAAUUUGUUUAGAAUCAUGUCAAGAAAAGACGCAGCAGGUUUAGUGUGGACGAGGCGUUAGUACACAGUCAACACACACACACACACACACAUAUAUAUAUAUAUAUGCACAAAACCCUCACACUCACCACCCCACACCGGCCCGAUCCGCACGGGGGCGUAGACAUUGACAAACUGGACUCUGACUGAAGCUAGACCAACCCAGAGUUACUGUACAUCCUCACUGCUCAGCGAACCUCCGACUGUGCUACAGAAAGGCCCGGGGCUUCUCUCCGCUUCAGUGUAUGGCACAACAGCAAAACGCCAAGGUGGAGCGAAUGUGUGUGCGCGUGCUUGUGUGUAGUUUCCUACACCUUUAUAGAACGGCUGCACUCCUGGUACAGUUGUAGUUUAAACUCACUAGUUUCUUAUUGCAGCCCCAGGCACAUAAGUGUCUCUGCCACUGUGCAGAAAAGUGUCCCAAAGUAUGAGUCACUUUCGUUAGUCAUUCAUGAAGAGUUUCUCAACCUCUGUGUCACUUGAUGUGCAGGCGGGGUCAUGAGAGUGCCAUCUAAUAUUUUCAAAAGGAUCAAUUUAGAGCUUCCGGUAAUUAUUUUUGUGGGAGCAAACAUGGUCACAGUCCAGAAAAUGGGUUGAGAAACGCUGCAUUCGUGAAUUAAUUCAGUGUCUUUUUUCUUUGUUGUUGUUGUUGUUGUUGUUUGUGUGUCACCUGCCACUACUCCCUCCUCACUCAGUAGUUUUGUACUGCUUGUGUACACAUUUCUCACAUUAAUGCAGUGCCUUCAGUGUGUGUUGGAGUUAGAAGAAUGCAAACCUAAGAGGGGGGGGGAAACGGUUCAGAAACCGACUGUAAUCGCUCCUUCUUGACUGUUCACGACCGCACAUUUCUCUGUUUAGAAUUCUCCUCUUUUCUGAGCUAUAAUCCCUCAUCACUCAUUUCAUAAUCCCUCCUGUGCAGUAACUUUGCUACAGUCUGCUGUGGCUUCCUCUUUUUUUUUUGUGUGUGUUCUUUCAUAUCUGGUAGACUCCCAACAACAGAUGUUGGUCAUUUUGCUAAAAAAACGUGUAAAAGCAGAGUCGCAUCUGGUUGGAAUUACGCUCAAGCCGAUGCAAAAUCCUCUGCAUACAUUCCCGUUCCGUGUUCUUAUUUGUAAUGUUUGUAUGUGCCGUUGAGAGACGAAAAUGUUGAGUGACAUUUAUCAGAGAUAUAUUCUAUAUUUUAUUUGUAUUUAAAGGUAGAUAUUAUGAAAAGACAAGCUAACGAGUGCUGUGAUGUUCUGUAUGUUUUCAGAAGUACUUACUUAUGACUAGUCCGGGGAUAUUCUCACGUCUAAUUAUUGUUAUGUGGCAACGAUGAUUACUUUAUAAAAUGUUAAUUAUUAGCUAUGUAGAAAUAUGCUCAAAGCCAAUGGCCAUAUUGCUGUAUGAUGAUUUUUGUGUGUGUGUGUUUUUUUUUGCCAUGCUUGUCAUAGUGGAUUCUUGGAGGGAUAUUAUUUUUCUAUGAUGAUUUGUAUGUUAUUUGUGUGAAAAAUUAAGGUCACUUCUGAAUCGGCUGGGUGGGCAGAUGUACUGGGGAUGUUUUAAAGGAAGGAAAGAAGGAAGGAAAGAUGGAGAUGAGGAGGAGACAAGAAGGCUUGAGGGAGUUGUUGAAAGAUGGAGACAGGAAGUAAGGCAAAGGCGGACUGGGAAAGAAGAU